AGGAAAAGAAGUCAAAGUUUGGUGACUCUUCUGAGUCAUACAGACCAUAGUCUGCAUAUUAGGGCGCCUAGUCUGAGUGUUUUAAGUGAAUGUAAAAAUGAAGGCCAAUACUCCUCUUCGGCUUUCUCCUUCUUCUCAUCAUAUCUGAAAAAAAAAAACCCCGAAAAAAAACUAGACAGGAGUUUGAAAUUUCCGGGCUCAUGCUGGAGGCUGCCAUUGGCUCACGAGGAGCUUACCUACAUGCAAAUGAAGCAACGCAGCCUUGCUGCCUCUGAUCCAGAGCGUGAGGAGGAGGACCAGGAAUACACUCAUGUACCUCGAGCUCUAGAAAAAACACCUCCAACUCCUUCAAUGUUGAAACUCCACAAUUAAACCGGAUUGUGUUGACAAAAGCCGACAAAAGGCGCUUUCGUAAUUUUUUUGCGCACCAACCCCGUAGAAAGCAAUAACGGAAUACAAGGGGACAGACCGAUUCAGUCAAUACUUCAAUACUGUUAUGAAGCGAGAAUGAGCAGCGCAGAAGACAGCGGGAGCAAGUGCUCGUCGGGCCCGAUUUCCAGCUUUACUAUCCAGUCUAUUUUAGGCACGCCAUCCGAUGAGCCGCGCUCCGGGACCAAGGAGCUCUCCAAGGGGCCGCCGCCAGCGCCGCGGAGGCGCUCACUGUCGGUGUCGUCCGAGGAGGAGUGCAGCGGCGGGGAGGACUCAGCAGACUGCUUCUGCUCCGACACGGGUCACAGCGAGCCGUGCACCCAGCACCAACCCCAUAACUUUUCCUGUUUAGGUCCCGCUAAAGGACUUCUGUCUGGAAAUGACGGGCUCGCACGGCGGCCGCACCUGUCACAGCCUCUGCUGCAGGAUUAUAAGGAGGAGCAGGAGAGACCGUGCCAUCAAAUGUCACCUCUGUCGGAGGAGAGACAAACAGACGGUGCGGACAAGCAGGGCAGCUCGGCCAAAAAGAAAACGCGCACGGUUUUCUCCCGGAGUCAGGUGUACCAGCUGGAGUCCACCUUCGACAUGAAGAGGUACCUGAGCAGCUCGGAGCGGGCCUGCUUAGCCUCCAGCUUACAGCUGACGGAGACUCAAGUCAAGACGUGGUUUCAGAACAGGAGGAACAAAUGGAAACGACAGCUCUCUGCUGAACUGGAGGCGGCCAACAUGGCCCACGCCUCCGCACAGACACUAGUGGGGAUGCCGCUGGUUUUCAGAGAUAACUCCUUACUGCGUGUUCCCGUCCCUAGGUCUAUCGCGUUUCCGACGCCCCUGUACUACCCGGGAAGCAACCUGCCAGCGUUACCUUUAUACAACUUGUAUAACAAAAUCGAGUACUGAUUGACUCUGCUGUAUGUUCACUGCAGUCCACGAAAAAAGCAUUACAAAACAAUACGACAUUCUAGGUGUCUCAUAAGCCUUGUAUAUCAAUUGUAUCACUUUUUUUGUUGAGAAAACUCUUAUUAUGCAGUUAUUGUAUGUCUCGAAAGAAAGCAAUCAAGCUUCCCUAUAUGUAUAAAAUACACCGUGUGUAUAAUUAUUAUAACGAUUUUGUAUUUUUAUUUUAACUUCCUUCUUCUUUAAGUGAUAAAAUACUGGAUUUAAUCCUUCAUAUCACAUUUGAAAAAUACAUUAAAAAAGGCCGACUUUUACACUGUUUUUUAUUCCGAAUUGGUUCGUCAAAGAUAUUUUAAGUUUCACUCCACCUGACGCAAAACUGACAGGAAACACUCAAUUCUUCCAUUUAAGGAAAAAUAUCAUUGUUUCUAUUGUAAUCUAGACCUUCAACAAUAACCUUCUCAUUCAAUAAAUUUUCUAUUUCAGUGAAAAAUUUGGUUUGCUUGGUUUUAUUUGUAAACUUUGCCACUGGUACAUCCCCCCAGCACACAGGGCUAAGAAUUAUUGUAAAUAAGAAAGAAAGCAAAAUUAUUUUCAGCUGUUCUGAGAUUCCUGAAGACCACAGUAGCACCCAUCCUUUUAUGUUAAUGGGUAUUAAUUUAAUAUAUUUUUUUCUCGUUGUAUUCUUGAAUUAACUGUUUUAUUAUAUGUAAGAUUUAACCACAACUAAAAUGUGUGUCAGGGGAAAAAGGGGAAGACACUGAUAGUAAAUUCAGAAACACUAGACGAUUAUUGGCUCUCACAUUACACCAAAAAAUAUUAGUUAUUUUAUAAUACUAAAGGUUGUGGGAUUCUUGUGAUGUGCAUUUUAAUCUGACUACAUUUUUAAGAAAUACAAAUGUACUUCGAGGGAAUGCGGUGUGAAAUAUUGAUUGCUAAGUACACUAGCCUGGAAAUACUCUAAAAUACCAAACUCUGUUUAAAUCUAUUGAGUUCAUCAGAGAGAUACAGCUAAAUCUGAUUAGUUUGCCCUUUUUAGUCAUAUUUUUGUAUACGCUAGUGACCAGCGAACUCCUCUGUAAAUUAAGAGAUUGGUGACCAGGGCACAUGGCUUUAUAAGAAGUAGAUAAAGCACAUUUCAGGCUGGAAAAGAGUUGCUUACUAUCACUGGCCAAUCACGCCUCUGGGCGGGAUCUUCUCUCAUUUGAAGUCUGCCUUCUGCGGCUCUGAAGCAUCAGGACUUGUAAGGGGAAACCUAAGAAGGAGGCGUUUUGUCAAACUUUAAGACUGGCUGUCAUUAGACUGUGCUCUUUAUCUGUCUGUGUAGUUAAUUAUUUUAUCAGCUCCCUUAAGAAUUCUGGACACCACAUGUGGUGUGUCUGGUUAACACAGGAGCUUGUUUAGGUUUUCAAGAGGCGUGUUGCACUAAAUCAGCUCACCCUGUCAGUGUGUACUAUCUAUUAACAAUUCACUACAUGUAAAUAUUAACCAUAAACCUGACCAUAAUCUCACACACAUACACGCACUCACUCAGAAGCACAUGCACGUGUCCUGUGGUUGA
Molecule: messenger RNA, 2887 nt
Organism: Haplochromis burtoni (Burton's mouthbrooder)
Lineage: Eukaryota; Metazoa; Chordata; Actinopteri; Cichliformes; Cichlidae
Gene: hmx2
Product: H6 family homeobox 2
Exons: 2
Coding region: 508-1329 (273 amino acids)
Biological process (GO): regulation of transcription by RNA polymerase II
Cellular component (GO): nucleus
Molecular function (GO): DNA-binding transcription factor activity, RNA polymerase II-specific; RNA polymerase II transcription regulatory region sequence-specific DNA binding
Source: RefSeq, a predicted model, not a curated record